AUGGAUAGCAAUGAUAAUAGGAACAAUAACAAAAGCAAGGGGAGCGGUAGGCAAAGGAGGAGCAGCCAACUUGGGAUGCCUUUGAUUCUGCUGAUCAGCGGUACUUUGGUGUACUACCACUGCGCAUAUAGGAAGGCCAGCUUUCUCUCUUUGGUCUCCGACGUCCUCAUCGUCCUCCUCUGCUCCCUCGCCAUUCUCGGUCUCCUCUUCCGCCAAUUGAACAUCUCGGUACCCGUGGAUCCACUUGAGUGGCAGAUUUCUCAGGACACUGCCAAUGAAAUUGUUGCGUGUAUGGCUAAUACAGUAGGAGCUGCGGAGUCUGUUUUGAGGGUUGCCGCGACGGGGCAUGACAAGAGGCUAUUUUUCAGGGUGGUGGUUUGUCUUUACAUGCUAUCCGCUUUGGGACGACUCGUUUCAGGUGUUACAGUUGCUUAUGCUGGGUUUUUCUUGUUUUGUCUAUACCUGUUAGUGGAGAAUUCUCAAUCAAUGGGCUCCAUGUGUGUCUCAGUUUCCGAGAGGAAGAAAGGGCAAAACUUCAGAGCAGGAGAUGAAGUAGUCUGUGAUUUGUAAAUUCAUGCAUUGCGUAGUUAUCUUACUACAACUAUUAUGGUGACCCUCUUGGGAUUUUCUUGAUAAUUGUGGUAAAACUGUAAAAGAGUUCCAAUUAUUUGGAGCAGA
Carya illinoinensis is the source of this 678-nucleotide messenger RNA. Its product is annotated as reticulon-like protein B22. The transcript has 4 exons. Bases 1 to 570 code for a protein of 189 amino acids. NCBI's taxonomy places the organism in Eukaryota, Viridiplantae, Streptophyta, Magnoliopsida, Fagales, Juglandaceae. The record is from RefSeq and is a predicted model, not a curated record.